AUGUUGCACUCCUCUAAGCAGGAGCAAAAACAGCAUGCAACGAGCACAGCCAGACCAACAGCAAGCAAUACUACAAGUAGCAACAUUAACGCAACUAACAGCAACAAUUUCACCAACAACAAUUACCAAACAAUCGAUAUUCGCACAUUGGCAGCUACAGCGGCACAAUUAGAGACAAGUAAUGGCCAACGCCGUGGUGGCGUUAAUAAAAGUGCCAGAAGCAGCGUCGAUCCAGAGCUUGGCCUCGCUGCAACAGCCACACCAGCAACAGCAACACCAGCAACAAUUGCAACUAAAGCAAACACAGCAACCAGCAGUGGCGGUCAUACAACAACACGAACAAGGCUAAAGGACACAACUGACACAAUAACAAAAAUGCAUUCCAACGAAGAUCCAACAGCGGUAAUUGUCAAUAUUGGCAGUAGUGAGAAGAGUAGUGGCGGUCUAAGUGAUGAAAGUAAUAAGUUACGACGUAUUGGUAGCAGCAGUAGUCGAGCGGGCAGAAGAAGUAGCCAAAAAACAAGAAAAACAAGUUCCUCAAGUGCCAAAAGUGGUGGUAAUGUAGUUUCUGGAAGUAGUGGCGUUACAAAAAAUCCUACUAGUAAUAAAUUAAGUGUUGCCAACACUGGCACAGGCAGCAGUAACAGCAGCAACAGUAAACUACAGCGACAAGCCAGUGAGCAAUCUACAACACGUCAUAGACGUCAACAUUCGACUGCCUCGUCAACGGAUCGAACUGAAACAAAACGUCGUCAGCAGACACCACCCGCUAAUACAAAAGCAAGUACCGAUAAUACCAACACCACAAGGUACAGUAGUCAAUCCAGAUCGCGUUCACAAUCACAACAGCGCAGUGACGAUGAACAUCGUGGAACUGAGGCUAAGCAACGUCGAAGACGAACUCGACGUUUGAGUGCUACGUCUUCGGGAAGUGGUGAUUCUAGCUCAUCUACUGCAUCCAGUUGUAAUGGUUCCUGUAGCUCAGAUGAUGGCGAAUCAAAUAGCUCCACUUCCUCGGGUGAACCAAAUUUACUAUAUCCUGGUUUUCCAGAGAUUAGUCUAAGAUAUCUGACGCAAGAAACGCGACCGCGUAGUUGGUGCUUGAAACUCAUCACGAAUCCAUAUCCUUUUUAA
Molecule: messenger RNA, 1134 nt
Organism: Teleopsis dalmanni
Lineage: Eukaryota; Metazoa; Arthropoda; Insecta; Diptera; Diopsidae
Product: lisH domain-containing protein C1711.05-like
Exons: 1
Coding region: 1-1134 (377 amino acids)
Source: RefSeq, a predicted model, not a curated record